Molecule: messenger RNA, 1635 nt
Organism: Talaromyces amestolkiae
Lineage: Eukaryota; Fungi; Ascomycota; Eurotiomycetes; Eurotiales; Trichocomaceae
Exons: 1
Coding region: 1-1635 (544 amino acids)
Biological process (GO): DNA damage response
Cellular component (GO): nucleus
Molecular function (GO): histone H3K56 acetyltransferase activity
Source: RefSeq, a predicted model, not a curated record
AUGGCUACACAACCACGGCUGGAAGACCUCUUAGCUGAGGUCCUGCCCUCAGGCCUCCAGCUCAACGUCCGUCACGUCUCCACAACGCCUACACGCUGUGACGCUAUCUUCUCCGCGCCGCCUGGCCAAGAGCCCGAGAUUACCUUUUGCGAAUCUCAUUUUUAUGUUGUCACGGUUAAUAAGAAUAGACAGGACGAUGUUGUGGAUGAUGAGGUAGCGGUUUUGGGUGUGGAGGUUUAUGUGUAUACGACUGAUCGGCUUACGACGUUGUUUGUGUCUAAGGCUGAUUCGACGGGGUAUGUGCAUUUGACGACUGCAUCUCAAGCAACGACAGCAGCAACGCCAAAGGUUUCGUUGUUGAGGUUAUUGACGACCACUUUUAUACGAUUUUUGGCGCGUUCGUAUCAAAGGCUGGGCGUGAGGUUAGUUCUGUCGCUGUUUGCGCGAGCGCAGAAUCAGUAUUUGUUUCCGGGAAGUGCGGAUAAUGAACGGAAACAUGUUUUGGAUGAUCGAGGAUUGAUUAAAUGGUGGUGCCGGGCUGCUGAUCCGCUUCUUCGUGAACAUGCUGCUGAAUCUCGACAAACCAGCGAAGAAGAUGGGAAUGUGGAAAGUGUGAAAAGCUCGGCGACGGCAUAUCUACUCGUUCCCGGAUGUGAUCAGUACGAGACUCGCGCGUUCUUUCCGCCUACAGUGCGGUCAGAUGAGAAUCAGCAUCAUCCCCGAUGGCGGGUGUCGUAUCCCCUUAGCCAGAUAUGUAGUCACCCCGAUGCGCCCCCACGAUGUCUCGUCCCCAGGUUUCCGGACGAUCCCAAGGCACGUUUUUUGGAUGAUUUGGAUGAUGAGUUACCUAGCUCUUCAAGCAGCGGUGGUGGUGAUGGUUCUUCUGAAACGGACAAAAAGCCCGGUCAUUGGCGGAGUGUCAGAUCUUUGGAGAUGUUUUGGGAGAUGAUGUCUUUUCGGCAGGAGUGUUCUGCGGGCAGACUUGUUGGGUUUUUGUGGUUGGUUAUUAAUCCGCCUGGGUUACGCAGCACGGACAAAUUGGUGAGCCAGGGUGCUGCAGCACUGACUGUCGAUACGAAAGAGAAGACACCCCCCGAGGAAGACGAACUUGCGCCAGCUACUACUUCGGCAGAAGCAAAAUUCGACGACAGAUCUUUACCCGGUUUACAACAUGAAAAAAUCCAACCACCUACAAGUGCAUUGGACGCUGGUCGGAGUGCUUUCUACUGGCCUGAAAUAGGCAGAGGAGAGAUCAUACUGAGCGAGGAAGACUACAAAAUUGCAAACGAUGUCCUGCUCGAUCAAGACUUUGAGACUGAAGAGCUCGCCAUCAAAGGCACCAUGGCCUGGAUUCGCAAAGUGGCAUCAGUCGCGGAUGUCCUCUGGUGGGGAGUCAAAGUUACAGGCAGGAAGAAAGUUACGGAAACAACCCAGCCAGCAGCACCGGCGCAGACGAUCGAUUCAGGGCUCAUUGUUCGGAAACGGAAGAAGGAGGUUGAGCCCACACCGACGACAACCAGCGUUGAAGCUGAGCCGUCAGAUAGAAACGGUACAGACAAACCCUUGGACACGUCCAAAGACGGAGGGGUCAAUGUUCUCAAUGCCAGUUUUGUCCGAAAGAAGAAAAAGACAUAG